CAUUUUAAAAUCUUGUGCAAAAACAAAAAAAACAAUGCAAUGAAUGCUGUGAGUAAGUGUGUGAGUGGGUAAAAGGCUCCCCUCCCUCCCGCAACAGGGCGGCACGAAUCGCCCUCCAUACCCUCAGAGCAGCGUGGUAGGCACAACAAGCUCAGCGGUGGCUCCGCUGCAGUCCCUCCCUGGCACAGAGGACCACACCGGAGAAAUGAGCUCGUCCUCCGCCGUCUGCACUGCAUUAACGUGAGUGCGUAACGGCUCUUUUCACGGAAACACACGCGUAUACAGAGGACCCGCACCGGUUUGCUGUUUCCAACCCCCCCAGCUAGGUGUCGGAUAGUCCCACCGGCAGCUCGGACCAUGGCGGAAAGAAGCGGCCGGCUGAGUUUCCCCGGGAGCGGGGCUCUCAACAGACCGGUCCCCAUGAACCUGUUUGCAACGUGGGAGAUAGACGGAUCGUCCCCGAACUGCAUCCCGAGAUUGUGCAGUCUGACCCUGAAGAAGCUGGUCGUCAUGAGGGAACUUGAUAAAGAGCUGAUUUCUGUGGUCAUAGCAGUAAAAAUCCAGGGCUCCAAACGGAUUUUAAGGUCCCAUGAGAUUGUGCUGCCACCCAGUGGGUCUGUGGAGACUGAUCUGGCUCUCACCUUCUCGCUGCAGUACCCACACUUCUUAAAGCGGGAAGGAAACAAGCUGCAGAUCAUGCUCCAGCGGCGGAAAAGAUACAAGAACCGAACCAUUUUAGGCUACAAGACUCUCGCGAUUGGAUCUAUCGAUAUGUCAGAGGUGAUGCAGCACCCGACAGAGGGAGGCCAGGUUCUGCCUCUCUGCAGCAACCAGAAAGACAUGCUUGGAAAAGUGGCAGAGAUCUGGAUCUUUUCCCUGUCCAGUCAGCCAAUAGACCAUGAGGAGGCAGCCCUGCAGGGAGGACAGAAGAUCAAAUGCUCUGAUAACUACUCAGAAGAAGAGUACGAGAGCUUCUCCUCAGAGCAGGAGGCCAGCGAUGACGCCGUGCAGCCACAGGAUCUCGAGGAUGACGAGUAUGACGUGAGAAAGCCAAAGAAGCAAAGGAGGUCGAUUGUAAGGACUCCCUCCAUCACCAGACAGCAGAACUUUAAGCAGCGUGUGGUGGCUCUUCUGAAGAGGUUCAGAGUUUCAGAUGAGGUGCUGGACUCGGAGCAAGACCCUGCAGAGCCGCCUCCUGAUGUGGAGGAGGAGGAUGUGGACCUGGACAGCGUGGAGUUUGAGAACCCCAGCGACAGCGGCCCAGACAUGGAUGAUGACGACAGCGUCCUCAGUACGCCGAAACCUAAACUGAAGCCAUAUUUUGAGGGUCUCUCCCUCUCGAGCUCUCAGACUGAGAUUGGCAGCAUCCACAGCAGUCGGAGCCACAGGGAGCCUCCCAGCCCGAUUGACCCAGAUAAAACCAAGUGCACCGGGGAUGACGGCGUGUCUGAUAACAUCCCUUUUGAGCAGCCAGAGGCGGUGACCCCGACCACAGAGUUGGAGAUGGACAACAUGGACACAUUUUUAGAGAGACUCCCACCGAGUGGCAAAAUGACCAAAACAGAGUCUCUUAUCAUUUCAUCCAACAGGCAGGAACCAAAGUUGGCAGGCAGGCGAGGCAGGAGCACGUCGCUGAAGGAGCGCCAACCCAGCAGGCCCCAGAAUGAGAGGGCCAACAGCCUGGACAAUGAGCGGUCUCUGGAUACCAGAUGCCACCUACAGAUUCCCAGAAAGACAGUGUAUGACCAACUUAACCACAUCCUAGUAUCUGAUAACCACCUCCCUGAUAGUAUCAUCCUCAUCAACACGUCUGACUGGCAGGGCCAGUAUCUUUCAGACAUGCUGCAAAACCACCAUCUGCCAGUGGUCUGCACCUGCACCACGGCCGACAUCCAAGCUGCGUUCAACACCAUCGUCUCCCGCAUACAGAGAUUCUGCAACUGUAACUCCCAGACGCCUGUUCCUAUAAAGAUAGCGGUGGCCGGAGCGCAGCACUACCUCAGUGCAGUUCUGAGGCUUUUUGUGGACCACCUGUCCCACAAAACUCCUGACUGGCUCGGCUACAUGAGGUUCCUCAUCAUCCCUCUAGGUGCACACCCAGUCUCCAAGUAUCUCGGCACUAUUGACUAUCGAUACAACACUUUGUUCCAAGAUGCUGCCUGGAGGGACCUGUUUCACAAACCAGAGGCUCCAGUUGUUGUCCAGGAGAGCCCAGAUGUCGUCUCCAGGGUAACACAGUAUAUGGUGGGAGCUAACGGAGCUCAUCAGCUCCCUAUCGCAGAGGCCAUGCUCACCUACAAGCAGAAGAGGAAAAAGAGCUUUCAUUUUGAUUUUGCAGUAAGCCCGGAUGAGGAUUCAUGUCAGAAAUUCAUUCCUUUUAUUGGGAUGGUGAAAGUUGGCAUUGUGGAGCAAACAUCUGCAACAUCAGGAGACUCUGAUGAUGCAGCGCCUCUGGGCUCCUCGCUGCUCUCCUCCACCCCUCCACAGGUAUCACCCGCUUUCAAAGAGGCAUCGCCCACGCCGCCCUCGUCUCCCUCUGUCAACACCAGCUUUUGUGCUUACAGCUCUGGUGGUCAGGUGGAGCUCAUGGGGCUUCAGGUGGACUACUGGGUGGCUCCGACAGAAAGGAAGAAAGAUGUGGAGAAGCGAGACUCCUCCUCCAAAAACACUCUCAAGUGCAAUUUCCGCUCGCUGCAGGUCAGCCGGCUGCCACUGGGGGGCGCAGAGCCAAGCUCCCAGCCCACCAUGUCUAUGACUGUGGUGACCAAGGAGAAGAAUAAGAAGGUCAUGUUCCUGCCAAAAAAGAGCAAAGACAAGGAGGUGGAGUCAAAGAGUCAAGUGAUUGAGGGCAUCAGCCGCCUCAUCUGCACUGCCAAGCACCAGCAGACCAUGCUGAGAGUGCUGAUCGAUGGCGUCGAGUGGAACGAUGUCAAGUUUUUCCAGCUGGCUGCUCAGUGGUCCUCACACGUCAAACACUUCCCCAUCGGGAUCUUUGGACACACAAAAGGCCCUUAUUAGCAGCACCUAAGAGACUGAAACAUGGAGGACAGCAAUCCCACCCUCCCUGCCUCCCUCCCUUGUGCCAAGAGCUCUUAACCCCCUUCCUCCAACCUUUCCUACACUUCCUCCUAUUCUGCUGUCUUAAUUUAAACUCCUGCUUUCCACACUUGCAUUGUCCCUGUUAUUUAAUCUUUUGCGUGUUUUUUUUGUUUUUGUUUUUUAAUUUUCUAUUUAUGUAAACACAUCUCAAGGCAGAGCUGCUAUGAGAAUAUUUCUUUACUUGGCUUUUUAAAACAAAAAUCCUGCUGACGUUUUAUAGACUUUUGAGGAAAAAAAUUGAGUAACAACUAGAAAUGACUUCUAACCUUUAACAUAAUGAAUGAGUGCCCAGGUUUCACUUGGCACUCAGUUUUGUUGUUGUUUUUUUUUUCCUUUUCAAAUUUGAUGAAGAUGGUUUUAAACACUUGGCCAGCACAAUUAAUCACAGCUAUAUAUAUAUAAAAAAAGAGCCAUCUGCCUUGUAAUGAAGGUCAUAUUUUCUAAUUACAGAGAAGAAAUUUUGGAUUUGCAGCCGCAGCGACUGUUGGCAGUUCAUUGUCUUAACCCAGAGGGAGAAAGGAUAAACGGCCUCCGUGAAGAAGUCUAAUGUGCAAUAGACGAAAUAUUGUGUGAAUGCGAUUCUGCUAGAAGAUUACACACUGCUCUUAGUGGUGAUUUUCACCCUUUGCGUCCCUUCUCUUCUUUACUUUACCCUCCUGAUAAACUGGUUCAAGGUUUGAAGAGAAACUGUUUAGAUGAGAAUUACGAGCGCAGUUAACCACAAACUUACAGAAAAAUAGGGCCAUUUUGGGAAAUGCUAUCUUGUUGAGAAUUAAAUGAGAAGAUUAAUACCUCUCUUAUUUUUUAUGGUAAAUUUGAAGCUAUAGCUGUUUACAGUAGAGUAAAUAGGUACCCUUGUUCUUUUGAAAGGUAAAAGAAUAACUACUUAGCAGCACUUCUGAACCUCACUUAAUUAAAACCUUAUAUCUAUGUAUGUUUAACCCCUAUAAAAACUGAGCCAAGCUAACCGUUUCUAUGUUUAGUAGAGUAAGAAUGAGACAUUGCGGUUUUAUGGCUGGUUAAAGGGGAAUAGUUAGGCACAUAAUGCCCCUUUCCUCCAAGACACACGCACACAAAAUAAAUAAAUCAGGUUUUACACUUCAGGUUUUGUACAUUUUAUACAAAGCUAAGCUAAUGGUUAAUGACUAACCUGGCUCUAAACAAACGGAACAAAAUCUUCUUACCAGCAUCUCCAGAGGUCACCAUCUAUCUAACAUCCACAUAGAAAUUGAGCCAGGGUAGCUGUUUCUCUGUUUGCAGUGCUGAGCUACGCUAAUUGGCUGCUUACACAUCUGGUAGCAACUACAGUACUGUGCAAAGGUUUUGAGCCACCCCUCAUUUCUUUAAACUUUGCAGGAAAAUGGGAAAUAUGUGCAGUGAUUUAUUGAAAAACGAAGCACAAAAUAGAAUAUGUAUCAUUCUAAUGACUUUAAAAGUCAAUAUUUUGGUAUGACUAUCUUUAUUCUUCAACACUUCCUGAGCUCUCUUAGGCAAGAUUUCUUGACAUUUAUUUAAGUAGUCUUCAGGAAUAGUUCUCCACGACAUUCAUAGCUCUUCUCUAGAUGUAGACACUGCUUUCCAGUGUUGCUGUACUUUUCUGUGUUCCAUUAAUUUUCCAUCUCUAACUGGCUGAAAUGCAGCCCCAAACCAUGACAGAGCCUCCACUGUGUUUUACAGAUGGCUGUAGACACUCACAGUUGUAUCUCUUUGCUCUCUCUUCGUACAUAUUUGAGCCAGAAAUUUCACAUUUGUAUUUAUCACUCCAUAUGACCUGUUGCCACCGAUUUUCAGUGCAGUUCUUGUGUAAUUUAACAUACUUCAGCCUUUUCUCCCUGUUUCCCUUCUUUAUAAAUCACUUCUUGACAACCACCAUCCCUACAUUUCUGAUGAUCAGCAAACAGCAGAUGGAUAAACUCACUUUUUAUAGAUUCAGCUUAAGAAAAUUGGAAAAAAUAUGUGUUUGUGACAGGCUGACAGUAACACGGGGCCACAAAUACAAUUUAAAACUUAUUGUUUUUAUGUUCUGACACAACACUAGUUCAUCCCUUAAAUUAAAGCCCGGAGAGCUAUUUCUCGAUACAACUUAAAAAAAUUCCAAGAAAAUCUGUCUCCUUGGAAGCAAAAUAUAAAGACAUGAGGGUUGGCUCAAGACUUUUGCACAGUACUGUACUUGAGAAAGUUGGAGCCCAAGGUCCACUGUGUUUCCUAAGAAUUAUCUGAAAGAAGCAGACUCUGCACAAGUGUGGCACACAUCAGCUCAGCCAAAAUCAGGAAAUGCACCACUGAUUAUUGGAAAAAAAAUUGACCACUUCCUGUUUUUGUUUUGUUUUUUUUACUAUAAUUUAAUAGUUUAUCUAUUGAUUAAUUACUUUGGUGUAGUAUGAAAAGCCAUGGGAGAGGUCAUUUUCAGGACGAAAAUACAUUUAUGCCCUUUUCAUUUAUACCCUUCUUCACUCAUUCCAGAGCCAUCCAGUGGGCCGAAUUAGAGCCUUUGCUGGGCUGAUUCUGGCCCCCGGGCCUCAUGUUUGACACCCCUACCCUAAGGGUAGACCUUGGUUGUGAAUGAACCCUGAAAAAGUCAAUAAACUCCAUAGUAGUCAUUAAGAAAACAGUGUAAAAUGAUUAAAUCCAGUCUUGCAAAAAUGUUUUCACACAUGACUCUUCCUUAAUGAAAGCGGUAUCACUCUUUUAAAUGUGGCUAAUGAAGCCAUGUAAGACACAAGCAUCCAAAUUAAAUUAAACAGAAGUCAUCACAGUUCCUCGGUGUGUAUGCAGCAGCCAUAAUCUGCAGGCAGUACAAAUACAAGUGCACAACGCUCAUGAUUAAUCAUAUUUAGGCAUGGUGCAGACUAAUGUCACCUCAUCUCAAAAUGUGUGGUGUAGAGCUGUGGCAGUGGUACUGAUCUUCUCAUUUAACUCGGCAAAGAAAGCUAAACAGCAUAACUCUCGAAAUGCCAAACUGUCCUUUAAGAUCAGCAUAUAAGAUGAAACAAAACGACAGAGUGUAUUAAAUGCAUUCAUGAAUUCUUCCUCCUUGAGCCCCACACUCCUCCAUACACUCCAUAUGUUCUGCUAAAAGCAAAUGUUACUUUUGCCAAAGGAAACGCUCAAGAACUGCAGCUCACUCAUUACUUGUGUGGUAUUAUAGAUGACUUCAUAAUGUAGAGGUGAAUGUAUUGAUGGUACCUUAAUGUAAAGCACUUUUAAAUGUUUGUCCAGUAUAGAUUAGUAUGUUACACCCCGGGAACCUGCAGGUACUAUUGGCUGUCUGCCGUUAUGUCUGAGCAAAGUAAAACAAGCAUCCCUGUCUCCUCAGUGCUGUGAAAGCAAAGUUCAUGCUCGGCGUGAGGCCUCGUCGAACUAUUUUAGAUUUUAGUUACAUGUUCUGUGAGGUUAGCCUAGAAAGUGUAUGUGGAUUAAGUCUGUAGAUUUUGCUCCAUCUUUAACUCACUUUUAAGACUGAGUAAUAUUUUGCUUAAAUUUCUUUCAGUAGCAGUGUCAUCAUAACCUUUACCAGUUUCUUGAUAAGUGCCUAAAUUGCUUAAUUUUGACAAAUCAACGUAAGUAAAUAUCCCUGGCUGAAAUGGUGCUGAUUCGAGCCCGGACAACAACAAAAUAUCUCAGUACAGCACAUUGAUUUUGCAACGCAAACACGUGCGGUGUGCAUCGGUGGGAAGUAAAGUCACGCUUGACCAGCUGAUUAUCAGUAAUUAAAAGAACACUACGGUCCAUUCAUGGUGAGCAUACAUUUGUUGUUUCUCUGUGUAGAGAAUAUUUUAGAUGUUUUUUUUCAUGUUGUCUCAGAAAAGGCUUGUUGAAAGUUCCCUAAAGACUACCACUGUAAUCCCAACAACUGGGAGUAAUAAAACUACUAUACACACUAAAAUGUA
Oreochromis aureus is the source of this 6989-nucleotide messenger RNA. It is a transcript of the gene pacs2, whose product is annotated as phosphofurin acidic cluster sorting protein 2. Gene Ontology annotation, biological process: protein localization to plasma membrane. Bases 358 to 3018 code for a protein of 886 amino acids. The record is from RefSeq and is a predicted model, not a curated record. The transcript has 25 exons. Lineage: Eukaryota; Metazoa; Chordata; Actinopteri; Cichliformes; Cichlidae. Gene Ontology annotation, molecular function: transmembrane transporter binding.